AUGGGCGUCCCCGCCCUCCUCAUCGGCUUCCCGCACCCCUCCUCCCCUUCGCACGCCGAACGCGCUCGUCUGCUCGGUAACCAAUGGCCCGUCUUCUGGCGCGUCGGCAACGUUUUCUUCCGGCCCAUUUCCACCUUUGGCAUUCUCGGGUACGGAUACGCCGCCUGGGCCUGCUCUAGGGCCACAUCCUCCACCCAGGGUCUCGGUUCUACGUCUGGCAACGCCUGGAAGUUCUACGCCAUCUCGGCGCUGUGCCACUUGAUCACUGUGGUGCACUCGGCGGUGAAUAUGCAGCCUAUUAAUGCCAAGAUUGAAGGGCUGAGAAGGGCGGGUGUGGAGGGUGGGAAGAAUGGUGGGACCGAUCUGGCGCUGGCGGAGUAUUAUGCGAGAAAGUGGGCGAGGUUGAAUCUGGUGAGAUUGGUGAUGCCGGCUUUGGCGGGCACGGUGGCGUUGUGGACUACCCUCAAGGCGGGGAGGAUUGGGGGUGUUAGUUUCCUUUAG
Sordaria macrospora k-hell is the source of this 501-nucleotide messenger RNA. RefSeq lists its product as uncharacterized. Lineage: Eukaryota; Fungi; Ascomycota; Sordariomycetes; Sordariales; Sordariaceae. The record is from RefSeq and is a predicted model, not a curated record.